ACAUAGCAAUAAUGGUAAAGCGAAGCACUCUCAAAAUAUGAACGAACCUCCAUUUUGGCAUUGCCUUACAGAAGAUGAUGCACAAGUGCAAGAACAAUUUUCUAUUUAUAUGGACAUGUCUAAGAGAGGUUAA
This is a messenger RNA of Acaulospora morrowiae, 133 nucleotides long. NCBI's taxonomy places the organism in Eukaryota, Fungi, Glomeromycota, Glomeromycetes, Diversisporales, Acaulosporaceae. The record is from the annotation of a GenBank genome assembly.